Molecule: messenger RNA, 351 nt
Organism: Perkinsus marinus ATCC 50983
Lineage: Eukaryota; Perkinsozoa; Perkinsida; Perkinsidae
Exons: 2
Source: RefSeq, a predicted model, not a curated record
GUCUGCGAGACGCAUGGAAUCUCAGUAGUACAACGUAACAAGGAAGAGAAGUUAGCCCAGCUGAAGCGAUGGUUGAUGGAGGUUGCGGGCGACAGACAAGAGUUGGACGGUAUGGAUGUCUCCGAUGAUGACAUCUCAGAACUCAGCCAAGAAGAUGAGGAGAUGUCUGAUGGAGAGCCGUUGGAGGAGGAUGAGUGUGAAGCGGUUCCAGACAAUUGGGAGACUCUCGAUGACAAUCCGGGGGAGGAAGAUGUUGACGGCGAACCAUGCCCACAAUGGGUCCGAAAGUUCCAGGAGAACGGAAGCCGACAGCCUCAGUUGCUACAGUUAGCAAUGAUCGGGUACAAGUAG